AUGCAGUCGCAGAGGAUUCCAGCAUUAAACUCAUUUUGUGCUCAACCCUCUCGCUCUCUUCGUGUGUCUCUCUGUGUGAAACUCGAAAGGAAAUUUACUUCUAUUUUCCCUAUUUAUGCUUGCAUGUUGCCGGAAACAAUUUCUACCAGUAAUUGUGGUCUAAGGUUGCCCCUUUUGCAAUUUGAGGUGAUUUUUUUUGCUUGUUUUGUGAUGAUUUGUGUUGUGGAAUUUUUUAUUGUUUGCAAACUUAGAUGA
Molecule: messenger RNA, 255 nt
Organism: Ilex paraguariensis (yerba mate)
Lineage: Eukaryota; Viridiplantae; Streptophyta; Magnoliopsida; Aquifoliales; Aquifoliaceae
Source: the annotation of a GenBank genome assembly